Molecule: messenger RNA, 843 nt
Organism: Phytomonas sp. Hart1
Lineage: Eukaryota; Euglenozoa; Kinetoplastea; Trypanosomatida; Trypanosomatidae
Source: the annotation of a GenBank genome assembly
UAUCUAGCAAACAGUUUAGGAAGUCCCUAUGCCUCGCUGUAUUGAAUGUGAGGUUACCGUUGAGAGGAUCAUUAACGUUAAGACAAACACGGUAGAGAAGUGCCCGUGCUGCGGUCUCAGUUGCGACACCUAUUACGAGUUCGGCACAACGCAGAAGUGGAUCGAUGCGGUGCUACUGCAGCGAUCGGCUUGGGUUCACAUCCUUUUUAACGAAGAUGUUAGACUCCCAAUUCAUUUGGCCUUUGCAAUAGCCUGCUGCUUUAUCGAGGCAUUUGUAGUUCGUAGUUUCUAUGUGAUAACUUCCUUUUCUGCGGACACGGCACCAACCCUUCAAAUUGUGAAGAUCGUGAAAGGUCCUUUGUAUCCGAUGAUGAAUUAUGCGACAACGCUACCUAAACUUUUUUCCUACGCACUUAGUGAGCAUUUUCUGUUAUUAGCAGCAAUGACUUGGGUAGGCAGUCGUUCAACAUUGAAAGGAGUGAAUUAUGAACAGGUUUUUUCCACAUGGGUGAAGGCAAUCAGCAUCGCUACAUCCGUAAAGCUUUUGUAUUGCUUAUUCUUUAUUUGGAAUAUAUCUUUGUCUCUUCUUUGGCUGAUUGAUGGAUUAUUUUGUGUGUGGAUAAUAAGGGGCUUUCUCACACUGAUGUCAGACAAAUCUUUAUACUAUGUGAUUCCAAGAGUUUUAUUGUGCAUCGGGUGUCGAGUCUUGUUCCGCCAUCUGACAGGGUGGUGCAGCCAGAUUAUAAUGUAGGUGAACUAGUGUGGCAGUUCUUCUCUUUAACACUUCGUUGAGGUUCCUUGAAUUAGGUCAAUUGGAUCAUCAAAGCAACUUCAAUCAUGUUU